AUGACUGACUCGGACAGAUCGGAUGUCACCCACAAGCUACAGCGGACGAUGACAGCUUUGCUUGUUCUUAGGGUGCCUAGAAAACAGGACUCGUUUUUCUUUGCCGGCACAGAGCCACCGUCGAUCCAUCACGACCUCCAUCGGAAGCCCGACAACCCCAAAGCAAUCUUCGACUUGACCCGGACGAAACGGCCUCGAAUCACCGGUCGAUGUUCCCAUUAUUGCAUUCUCACGGCGUUCUUGUACCCCGUGACGAUGAGACCCCGUGCUCAGGUUGACAUCCGACCCGAAGACGGUCUUCAAACACGGACUUUCCGCGGCUUGCAAGCUCAACAGACAUCAUGCCCCUUGACCUGA
Molecule: messenger RNA, 357 nt
Organism: Penicillium verrucosum
Lineage: Eukaryota; Fungi; Ascomycota; Eurotiomycetes; Eurotiales; Aspergillaceae
Exons: 2
Coding region: 1-357 (118 amino acids)
Source: RefSeq, a predicted model, not a curated record